AUGUAUUGUAUCUUUUGUGGAGAAGAAGGAGCAACUGACGGUGUAUGCGAUGAAUGCUCAAUAGAGAAAAGUGUUGAACAACUAAUAACGCACUAUUUCCAUUAUGGAUACCCCUACGAUGCAAUUGUCGGUCUUUUAAAUAAAAAAGACAUUCAUAUGAGUGUGCGAACUCUAAAGAGGCGUUUAAGAUCUCUCGGUUUGAGAAGAAAAGGCAAUACCACGGUGAUAGAUAACGAAACAAUCAGAACAGCAAUCCAAAAAGAAAUGGAAGGAGCAGGGAAAUUAUCGGGCUAUAGAAGCAUCUGGCACGCAUUGCGGUUAAGACAUCAUAUUCAUGUACCUCGCAACUUGGUGGCAGAAAUAAUGAAGGAAAUUGAUCCUGUUGGUGUAGAAGAAAGACGAGCACGAAGGUUGAAGAGAAGAAUAUUCACUUCUAGAGGGGCAAACGCUACAUGGCACAUGGAUGGUAAGUUAUACUCAAGGUAUUGA
This is a messenger RNA of Paramuricea clavata, 489 nucleotides long. Lineage: Eukaryota; Metazoa; Cnidaria; Anthozoa; Malacalcyonacea; Plexauridae. The record is from the annotation of a GenBank genome assembly.